AACACGUUCUUUUUUCUUUGCAGAAAUAUGGUGUCAAGAUUUAUUGCCAAGUACCCCAUUGUAAAAACAAUGGGUGCUUAUUUCUGUAUAAAUGUGGCAGCAGACUUUAACGAGCAGGUGCUCAUCAAAGGGAGAACAAAAGAGACAUAUGACCUAGGGAAGACAGCGAGGAUUGCUGCCACAUGCACUUUCGUCACUUCACCAAUGAUGUUUGUUUGGAUCAGGUUUAUAGAUAGGGCUAUCCCUGGAAAAGCUUUACUGUCUGUUGUGAAGAAAGUUGUUGCUGAUGCUUUCGGUUUUGCCCCAUGUGUAAUCUCCACAUUCUAUAUCACCACAAAUAUUUUAGAAGGCAAGAAGGAUUUAACAGCAGAAUGGAAGCAGAAGUUUUAUCCCACAUGGACGACGGGAUUGUGUUAUUGGCCCUUUGUCCAGACUGUAAAUUUUGCCAUGAUACCUUUAAAAUAUAAAACCUGCCUUUAUAUGCCAACAGCGUCUUUCAUCUGGAUGAACUAUCUUUGCUAUAUGAAAGACAAGAAAAUUGUUUAUGGUGAUGAAGAAAAAGACAAAAAAUCUGUGGUAGCAGCUAGUCCAGUGUUACAGAGUGAACAUUUAACACAUGUGUUUAAAGUGCCUACAGAAACACAGAGUUCAGUGCCACACACUUUUUUUCAAAAUGUAGACAUUCAUACAUCCUCACAUAGACUGUGUUCAGAAACUUCUGCGAAAGAAUUGUCAAAAGCCCAAAGUUCACAGCCAUCAGGACACUGUGUUCAAAGUGAUGCAGGUUUUAGUGUUACUCAAGUAGUUUCUCAACAGUCAAGAAUACAGUUACAAACAGACUUUUUUACACAUGCGGUUAUUCUUAGCCCUUACUGAAGAAGACUACACCAUUGUGGACUAGUUACAAGUUUUCUUUUAAGCUCACCUGAGCCUUGUUUAGGGCGAGCAAUGAGUAUAGAUGGAGUCACAGUGAGUUUGAGACUGAAAAGGAUUUCCACUUGAUCAUUAAAGAAAGCUUUUGCCUACAGUAAUUAAACAUCAUAGGAUGAUUGCUUGUGGUCAGUCUAUGACCACUAUUGUUUUGGGGUCAUUAGGUCAAAGGUGAAGGUCCCAGUGCCCUUGAUACUGAUGACAGUUUCAGCUCAGUAACUAAGAACACUUAUACUUCGUAGGAUGAACUGUCUUUGAUCAGUGAUGACCCCUAUGGCUUUGGGGGUUAGCAGGUUUAAGGUCAAAUCCCAGCGACCUAGACUGAAAAUAAAUUCUGCUUGAUAGUUAAAAAAUGCUUCGGCUGUCGAUCUUCAUAGGAUGGUUGCCUGUAGUCAUUAUAUAGCCCCUUUGUUUUUAGAGGUCAAAGGUCAAGGUUUGUUUAUACACCCAUUUGCUCCCUACAGACCACCGUGGAUGCAUAUGUGUUUUACAAUUAGCUCUUAUUCUUUGUGAAACUACUGGCGGCCAGUGUAAUGCCAAACUUGGUUUGAAGCAUUCUGAAUGGACCUGUCCCAAGUUUGUUCAAAUGGUUUUACUUGGCCCCUUUUAUGAUUCACAAGCUGUAAAAAGAAAACGGCAUUCAAACAACUUCACUUGAUGGAUGUACAUUAAACUUGGUAUUAUCCAGUUUGUAUUAUCCUUGUACAGAACACUCUUCAAUUUCAAAUGGUUUGGCUUGGCUCAUUUAAAGAACUACCAGAGCUUGAAAUAGAAAAAAAAUGUUCCAGUGACAUCUUCUCUUUAACCAAAUAUUAAAAAAAAAUGUUCCAGUGACAUCUCUUUAACCACAGAUGGAUCUUCACCCUGUCCUCUCUUAGAUUUGUUCAAGAUGUUCUGCUUGCUACCUUGUAGGGGCUGCCAGAGCUAAAAAUGGAAAAAACAACUUAAAACAACUUGUUCUUAUGAAUCACUUGAUGGGUUUUCCCAAACUUUGUUCCACAGCUGCUAAUCGUCCUGGCAUGUACCUCGGUCUGUAUCGUUCAGAUGGUUUUGAAACAUAUAAGUCUGAUUUUAAACAUCUUUUUCCUCAUGAACAGUUUGAAAUAAUCUUGGUCUGUAGCAUCACUGGAUGGACCUUUCUAAGAUUUUUACGGUUUUGCUUAACUUAAGGUGGGGGUUGCUAGCCAGAGCUGAAAGAAAACCCUUUUAACAACUUCUUCAGUCUUAAUUCUGGUCUGAAUUAAAGGUCAGAAGGUCAAGAUCCUCCUUGGGUGAGUGAUCUAGUCCGAUUUGGAUUGUUUGUUUAAUUUCAAAAGUUUUUAAGUUAACUUAUUUGUGCCAAAGAAUUUUUAUUCAAAUAAAGUUUUAAACUAA
Messenger RNA from Mercenaria mercenaria, 2304 nucleotides. Its product is annotated as mpv17-like protein. The transcript has 5 exons. The record is from RefSeq and is a predicted model, not a curated record. Bases 28 to 876 code for a protein of 282 amino acids. Gene Ontology annotation, cellular component: membrane; cytoplasm. Lineage: Eukaryota; Metazoa; Mollusca; Bivalvia; Venerida; Veneridae.